Dermacentor albipictus is the source of this 1707-nucleotide messenger RNA. RefSeq names its product dehydrogenase/reductase SDR family member 7-like. NCBI's taxonomy places the organism in Eukaryota, Metazoa, Arthropoda, Arachnida, Ixodida, Ixodidae. Gene Ontology annotation, molecular function: oxidoreductase activity. The record is from RefSeq and is a predicted model, not a curated record.
CAAGCAAGCUGCUCAAGCCGAAUGGCUGGGCUGAAGUAGCCAGUCGCAGCGACCUUGCUUCUUUAUUAUAUGCAGCGUCUGUCGUCUGCGCGCUCACGCCCGCCGUAGUUGUCGCUGAGCGCCGACGGCCCGUCACCUGUAUGUUUUACAACCAGAGUGCGUCAGUUGUGCUAUUCCCGUUGGGCGCUUCCAUUCCGUGUUGGUGACUUCAGCGCGCCGUGCGAACCGACUAGCUGCGCCGCCGCGCUCACGGCUGCGACGCUGCACUGCUCUUGCAGUGCUUACCUCCCAGACGCCCUGACCAUAUGCCCUGACCAAAGAGAAAGGAAUCAUUUCGGCGUUGACGUACUCGCACCAUGGCGUGUUGUUUGCUAUCGUGGCUCCUUUAUAUGGGCGUACCGGGGCUCAUGGCCUUCUUUGCGUGGCUCAAGCUAGCCGACGCCGACCUGACGCUUCUGUUCAAGUCGAAGUUCGGACGUUCGAUAGCAACCUUGAGAGGAAAAGUAAUAUGGAUCACAGGAUCAUCAAGUGGCAUUGGCGAGUACCUUGCAUAUGAGCUGGCCAAAGUCGGAUCUCGUCUAGUCCUCUCUGGCACCAACCUGGAGAACCUAGAGCUUGUAAAAAAGAACUGCCUUGAGUUUGGGAAAGACAAAGGGACAGAAGUCCUUGUUCUCCCAUUCAGCAUUUGCGACUUCUCGUCACACAGCGAGCAGCUUCAGAAGGUUCUGGACCAUUUUGGCAAGUUGGAUGUCCUGGUUAACAAUGCUGGCCGUAGCCAGCGAGCCAACUUUGAGGAGAUUCCUGUCGAGAUCGACAAAGAGAUGUUUGACUGCAACGUCUUCGGUGCCAUAUCUCUUACACGGUGCGUUGUGAAGUAUUUUAAGGAAAAGGGUGUGCAAGGUCAUGUUGUGGUCACCAGCAGCACGGCUGGAAAGCUUGGUGCACCUUUCUCAGCCACUUACACUGCUUCCAAGCAUGCACUCCAGGGCUAUUAUGAGUGCUUGCGCCUGGAAGGUGUGAUUCUGGGAGGUUUAGAUGUCACCAUCACCUGUCCGGGACCUGUAUUCUCACGUAUCCGGGAGCGUGCAUUUACUGCCACCCCUGGCAAGCUGUACAACAUGAAGGACACACCUAAGUCUCGACUCAUGCCCACCGAACGCUGCGCUCAGCUCAUCGCGGUUGCCAUAGCCAAUAAGAUGGACGAAGUUUGGAUUUCCCAGAAUCCCAUCCUGCUUACCAUGUAUUUGGCACAGUAUAUGCCAUCCAUAUUCAGAAACUAUAUCAUGAAGUUGCUUUUCACAAAGGAGAGGGUGAUGAAGAUGAGGGAGGGCCAGUAGAGCCGCUGAAACAUUCCAGUGGCUGGUUGUUGUACAAUAGGUGCGCGUAUGAUGGUUGUGACCUAGUUUAUCAUUACAUGUUUGCUCAUGCUCUUGUACCAACACUGAAGCACAGAUGUCAGGUGCAUUUCGAAGCAUCCUGCAGGUACAAAACAUGUUUAUCGAGCUUAAUUUAAUGUGUAUGUGUGUGAGUAAGUGUAGCAUAUGUGCAAUUUAUUACAUACUGGUGUAGAUAUCUUUUGGUAAUGUCAUGAACCUGAUAACUUCAUGAGGGCAGUUCUACAUUUAUAUGAAAGUUGUAUUAAUGACUGAUAUUGUUGCUGAGAUACCUGUUUUUAUACAGAAUAAAAUGCAGAGUUCAGAACCUCAA